GUUUUUAUUCACACGCUCUUCACAGUUAACUAACUAGUUGAUCAUUUUGCCUGUAUUAAAUGUAAAUAUUACUUUAGUGUAAAUUAACUUCAACCUCACACCAACUGGACUGUUUUGGAGCCACUUCUGUUGGAUUACAGUCAAGAUGUUUUGACCGCAGUAGGCUACUGAGUACCAGUUUGUUUGUGGGUGAAACAAGCGGAAUUUAUCAUGCUUGGCUGGGUGCCAAGUGGAGGCGCGACAUAUUGGUCAGGUCACCGAGGAUACCUACUAAUAGUGAAGAAAUAAUUAACUCUUUUAAUAGUUCUUAUCUUUAUUCUUAAAAUGCAGCUUUGCCUGCUGCUCUGUUGUGUUAGAUUGAGUCCUCUGGAGUCGCUCGCCGCUCCCCGGAUAAUAAUCUCCACACUGCGCGAUUAAAACCCUCGCUGCUUUUGCCUCAUUCGGGUCGCUUCAGACUGAAACGUGGGGUCUGUAAGCAUGGCAGGCAUUCCCAAAUCUUUUGCUCAUGUGCUCACAGGCUUUCUAAUAACAGUAAUCUCAGGAUUAAGAGCCAGCUCUCUGCAACAGGUUUUCGUCAAGGAUAUUGUAGCUGUUUACGGAGAAAACGGCUCACUGGAUCUCAAUAGCAUUAACAGUUUAUUGGACACAAUUGUGCAUGACAAAUUGGAUCCGAACAUUCCUCUGCAUGCUCAGUGUGUGUCUGGUGUAGAUAUUCUGGGGCACUAUGGACUUCAGAAUUUAUCUCAUCUGACAGAGGAACAUCUGGUUACGGUCUGCCCGGCUCUUCUCAACCAAGCUGUGCUGCCACCCUGUUCAAAUGAACCUCCGGGGCACAAUGAACCUAAUGCUCGUGUAUGGGGAUUUGGCUUCUUGGCUGUUACCAUCAUUAAUCUGGCCUCACUGCUGGGUUUGACUCUCAUUCCUGUAACUAAAAAGCCCUACUUCCCCAAAGUGCUCACCUACUUCAUUGGUCUAGCUGUUGGCACUCUCUUCUCCAAUGCUGCUCUCCAACUUAUACCUGAGGCCUUCGGGUUUGACCCAAAUUCGGACGGUUACGUUUCCAAAGCUGUUGGGAUCUUUGGUGGAUUCUACGCGCUGUACGUCACAGAAAAAAUCCUCAGGAUAGUCCUGAAACCAGACCAUAAGCAUGGCCACGGUCACAGUCACUUUCAGCCCCCAGAGAGCGUCCAGCAGAACGGCGUCAUCAAUACGGUGGACUCUGAAUUCAACUUUAACAGUGGCGACAAAGCCAGCAUAACCUCAGACCUUCCAGCGGAGCAGGGGUCUUGCAGAUGGCUCAGAGGAAGACGGCUGGCCAGUGUGAAGACAGUGGCAUGGAUGAUUUCCCUCAGCGAUGCUCUACACAACUUCAUUGACGGACUGGCCAUCGGCGCCUCGUUCACCGUGUCUAUUCUCAGCGGCUUUAGCACUUCUAUCGCUAUCGUCUGUGAGGAAUUCCCUCAUGAGCUGGGCGACUUCAUUAUCCUGCUGAACGCAGGGUUGAGCGUUCCACAGGCCAUCUUCUUUAACCUGCUGUCUGCUAUGUCCUGCUAUGUGGGCCUGGUCCUGGGUAUCUUGUUGGGUAGCGCUUUUGCCCCCAGUAUCAUCUUUGCCUUCGCUGGUGGCAUGUUUCUUUACAUCUCCUUGGCUGAUAUGCUGCCUGAAAUGAACAUGAUUGCCAGCGAACAAGCGAAGAGCACGAGGGCCGAUGUCAUUUUUUUUGCCAUCCAGAAUGCAGGAAUCCUGACAGGAUUUGCCCUGAUUCUUCUCAUCACAUUGUAUGGUGGGAACAUUAACUUGGGCUGAGCCCUCGCUUCAUACCGCCCUUAAUUUCUGUGCCUUUUCCAGAUCCUAUUCUCAUUUAAACUAUUUAUUUGAGAAGAUACUACUUUAUACUAUUUUUAAAUCAUUUAUACCGUGGAAACUUGAAAAUCGUUAGGUGUAAAAUAAUUAGAUGAUUUGCUGAUUAUUCUCAACAUGUAUAAUUCUAGUCGUUUUUAUAUUGUUGUAAAUACCUGACUGACUUACUAAUCAUGUUUUGUAGAAAAGAAAGCACACGGAGUGAUUUACAGAUCACAUUUGGUGCUAUAUGAAUGAUGAUACUUUGUACAAUAGGAACUUCAAAAAUCAUGCAAAAUAAAAAAGGACAGACCACUGUAUUAAAAAGUCCAAAUUUAUGUCUUUUUUCCAUUGGACACAUCCAUCUGUUAUACAGCUGAUGAUAUAUCUAUACAUUUAGUUAUUUAAUAUUCAUUAAACACAAUGUACACUUAAAAGCAUCUUUAAAACAGUACAGUCAGUGCAAUAUCUUUACAGAUCAAAUUAAAAACAUAUUCUCUCCAAAAAUAUACAUCUAUAUA
Messenger RNA from Labeo rohita (rohu), 2360 nucleotides. RefSeq names its product metal cation symporter ZIP8. Gene Ontology annotation, biological process: zinc ion import across plasma membrane; intracellular zinc ion homeostasis. Gene Ontology annotation, molecular function: zinc ion transmembrane transporter activity. Gene Ontology annotation, cellular component: membrane. Bases 478 to 1806 code for a protein of 442 amino acids. NCBI's taxonomy places the organism in Eukaryota, Metazoa, Chordata, Actinopteri, Cypriniformes, Cyprinidae. The transcript has 8 exons. The record is from RefSeq and is a predicted model, not a curated record.